AUGCAUAAGAAGGUUGUGGCAGUAUUAUUCUUUGCACUUGUGAAUAUAAUUUGUGCGGAAUCAAAAAAUGUCUUUUCAUCAUUUUUGUCUUAUCUUAAUUCAAAAAUAAAUUAUAAAAAUGAAAUAUCGAAAGUAAUUCAAAUGGGUAACACUUUGGCUUGUAUAGUUGAUAAUGAAAAUUCGUAUUAUAACGAAUGUUCAUGUACUUUUAAAAAGUUAACAAAUUUCGAAAAAAAGUGCUCAUCAAAUUUUAAAAAAAAUCAAGAAGAAGCAAAAAAAUGUUCUGAGGGUCGUUGUGAAAUAUGUUGUAAUUUAGUUAAUUCAAAAAAUACUUCAAAUUCUAUACUAGACUAUGAAUUGUUUUGUAAAAAGAAAUGUAACAAGUCUAAUAUCAUUUUGGAUUUGAGUCAAGAGGAUUAUAAGUUAGCAUUUAAAAAAUUAAUUGAAUUUAUUCGUAUUUUUUUUCCAUCAAAUGUUUUAAAUGUUUAUCCUAUUCAAAAAAGAAGUUCUCCUAAUUAUACUAAUAAACAAUUACAGACAAAAUAUCAAAAAAUAAAGGAAGACCUAAAUGAAGAAUCAAAAAUGACAAAUAUGGAAAAUAUGGAUGGAAUAAAUUCAUUAACAGUUGAUGGAUCGGAGGAGCUCUUUUCACCAUACGAUGAAUAUUAA
Messenger RNA from Plasmodium malariae, 669 nucleotides. RefSeq names its product secreted ookinete protein, putative (gene PSOP20). The record is from RefSeq and is a predicted model, not a curated record. Bases 1 to 669 code for a protein of 222 amino acids. NCBI's taxonomy places the organism in Eukaryota, Apicomplexa, Aconoidasida, Haemosporida, Plasmodiidae. The transcript has 3 exons.